This is a messenger RNA of Miscanthus lutarioriparius, 1029 nucleotides long. Lineage: Eukaryota; Viridiplantae; Streptophyta; Magnoliopsida; Poales; Poaceae. The record is from the annotation of a GenBank genome assembly.
AUGGCGGAGGCGGCGCCGUCGGAGGAGAUGACGCUGGUGGUGAAGUGGCGUGGGCAGGAGCAGACGGUGCGGAUGGUGGGGGACGCUACGCUGGGUGAGCUCAAACUGCGCAUCUACAAGGUCAUCGGGGUGCUCCCCAAGGCGCGUGGUUGGCGUGGAAUUGGAGGGUUGGUCUGUGAAUAUCUGCCGGGCCGCUGGGUACCGGUUGCCGAAUGGAUCGGAGUUCGGAGAGGUACACCUGGUGGGGAUCGUGGGGGAAGUGCUCUUAUUUUGAGACGGGAGUGUACUAUUGAAGAAGAAAUAUUUGUUGGCCAAGAAGAUGAUCCAGAGUUACUUGAUGAUUUUGACUUUGAGCAAAAUGAAGCUACAGCCAUUAAGGAUAAAGAUGUCUACAAGCAAAAAUUAAAGCGGCGUGCAAGUCAAUAUAAGAUCAAGCUCUUGAAUCCAUGCCGCAAAGGAAAGAAGCUGCUUGUCCUUGACAUUGAUUAUACUCUGUUUGACCAUAAGUCAACAGCUGAGAAUCCUAUGGAACUCAUGCGCCCAUAUCUUCACCAGUUCCUCACAGCUGCAUAUUCAAAAUAUGACAUCAUGAUAUGGUCAGCAACUAGUAUGAAAUGGGUGGAGUUGAAAAUGGAACAACUUGGAGUUCUUAGCAACCCUGACUACAAAAUUACUGCUCUUAUGGAUCACUUGGCUAUGAUAACUGUGCAAUCCGAAAAUCAAAGUAGAAAGAAAACUUUUGACUGCAAGCCUCUUGGUGUCAUUUGGGCUCAAUUCCCUGAGUACUACAACGAAAAGAACACCAUCAUGUUUGAUGAUCUAAGAAGGAAUUUCGUCAUGAAUCCACAGAACGGUCUCGUGAUCAAGCCAUUUAGGAAAGCGCACUGGAACAGGCAUGAUGAUCACGAGCUGGUGAAGCUUACACACUACCUGCUUUCGAUCGGAGACCUAGAAGAUCUCAGCAAGCUGGACCACGGUAAAUGGGAGUCCUUUGUAGAUGAGAGCGCAAAGAGACGCAAGCACUCUUAG